AAUAACCUUCACCUUGCUGGCUGGACACGUUUUCGGAGUUCAUUGGACUUUAUUAACCAGACGACGAUGGAUGAGGGUUUGUUGGAAGGAGAAGCAAAUUUAAAGUCUUGCUUGGAAGACUGGAGUGAACUCAACAAAGAGUUUACACAGCUCGAGGCUACACAUGACCAUUACAAGAAAGUGCUUGAGGAAUUAUGGGAUGCCCAGAAAAAAUGUCUAUCGGGAAUUGCUCACCAUCGGUAUCGAAUGAAGCAGAUAAGUGAAAAGAUGAAUAGAAUAAAAGAAAAAUCCAAACCAGAGACGGAGGAUGCACUUAAACAGUUGAGAUUGGAAAUGCAACAGAGGAAAUCCCAGUUCAGAGAAAUGGAGGAGUUCUUACCACACAAAAAUGGGAUAUACCUGAGUAUUAUCCUGGGAUCUGUCAGUGUGUCUCUUCUCAAUAAGGAGGAAAAGUAUGCCUACAAACAUAAUUACGAGACAUUCAAAGCUACAGUGAGCUAUAUAAGCCUGGCCUUGUCCCUAGUCCUUAUGUUUGUCACAGAGUACAGGUGGUUCGAUGCUGUUCUGCAUUUUCUCUUGGUCUGGUAUUACUGCACACUGACUAUUAGAGAAAACAUCCUCAUGGUCAAUGGGUCCAGAAUUAAAGGUUGGUGGGUGACUCAUCACUUCAUAUCCACAGUUUGUGCAGGACUGACCCUUAUAUGGCCAGACAGCUAUACCUACAAAUACUUUAGAGGCCAAUAUUUAAUGUUUAGCAGCUAUCUUAGUUUUCUAUAUAUAGUUCAGUUUUUCUACCAGAAGGGGGCGCUAUAUAGAUUGAGGGCACUGGGUCAGCGCCAUGAUAUGGAUAUUACUGUUGAGGGUUUCAUGUCCUGGAUGUGGAAGGGGAUCUCAUUUUUGCUGCCAUUCCUGUUUGCUGGUUAUUUCUUCCAAUUGUACAAUGCCUAUGUACUGUAUAGACUAUCACAAGAUCCCCAUUGUAAAGAGUGGCAGGUUUUGUUCCUGGCUAUUAUACAUCUAAUCCUUUCCGUGGGAAAUAUUACCACAACACUUAAGGUAGUAGUAGAUAAACUUAGGACAAACAGAAGGCAGGAGCUAACCAACAAGUACAGGUUUAACUCACAUCAGAAGAAAGACAUGUAGGCAUUAUAAAGACCAGUAUUCACAAAGACCAGUAAGAUGGGAGGUUUGAACACCAGCAGAGGGAGACCCUACCCCUACAAGAGACUGCCUCCUGUAUACAGAAAGAAGUGUUUGAUUUUAAACUUUGCCAGAAUGUUGUCAUUUCAAGAAAUUGUUUUGCUUUAAGCAAAAUGUUAGGCCAGUUUAAAUAGUAUUUUGAAUUUAUAAAGACUACUCAAGUUUCAAGAUGAAUAUGGCCGGGGCAUAUAGUGUUUGUCAUGUCCGCCUUCCGUCCUUCUGUCAGCCCGUCUGUCCUUCCGUCACACUUUGCGUUUAGCUCUGUUCAAAGCUCAGUUUCAAAGAAACUAUCCAAGAUAUUUUUAUCAAACUUCAUAUGCUGAUAGAUAUUGAUGAGAGCUAUGCAACUGCAUCAACAUUUUUUGACCUUCACCUUUCCUUUGACCUUGACCUUACUUUUCUUAAAUUAGUGUUUAGCUCAGUUUUAAAGAUACCAUUCAAGAUAAUGUAAUCAAACUUCAUAUGUUGAUACAUACUGGUAUAAGCUAUUCAAGUGCAUCAACAUUUUUUGACCUUGACCUUUCUUUUGACCUUGACCUCACUUUUCUUAAAUUAGUGUUUAGCUCAGUUUUAAAGAUACCAUUCAAGAUAGUGAAAUCAAACUCUCAUAUGUUGAUACAUACUAAUGUAGGCUAUUCAACUGCAUCAAUAUUUGUUACGUUGACCUUUCCUUUGACCUUGACCUCACUUUUCUUAAAUAAGUUUUCAGCUCAGUUUUAAAGAUAACAUUCAAGAUAGUGUUAUCAAACUUCAUAUGCUGAUACAUACUGAUGAGAACUAUUCAACUGCAUCAACAUUUUUUGACCUUGACCUUUCCUUUGACCUUGACCUCACUUUUCUUAAAUUAGUGUUUAGCUCAGUUUUAAAGAAAUCAUCAUAAUAUUCUUAUCAAACUUCAUAAGCUAAUACAUACUGAUGUAACCUUUUCAACUGCAUCAACAAUUUUUUACCUUGACAUUUCCUUUGACCUUGACCUCACUUUUCUUAAAUUAGUGUCAAACUUCAUAUGCUGAUACAUACUGAUGUAAGCUAUUUAACUGCAUUAAUAUUUUUUCCCCUUGACCUUUCCUUUGACCUUGACCUCAAUUUUCUCAAUUUGUGUUAAAUUGUUGCAUUACAAAUAUACCCUCGGCGGGGCAUUCAUGUCCUAUGGACGUAUUUCUAGUUUCUUUUAUUAAUUGCUACUGUGGCUACAAGGUUUCUCUGUCAAGAUAACAUGAAUUAUCACAAUUUUUGCACAAUUAAACCUGUAAACCUGUUAGGUAACCCUUCGUAUUACUCAAAUGACCACAGUCAUAAAGGUACUUGCAGGAUUUUUGUUAAAAAAUUCUUGGUAAUUGAUGUUUAAAAUGAAAUAUAAAUAAUUAUUUGUGAAAAAUUGUUAUAAUUUACAAGGACUAGCUAUAACUAACUCAGUGAAGGUAAAUGAGUAUUUUACUGUUUCACAUAAAAAUGAUUAAUGUGUUUUACAAUCCAAUUACUUAAUUAUAAUUGACUGCCAGAUAAUUCUCUUUCUUCAAAUUUAAGUUAUUUCUGAAAAUAAAUUUUUACUUCAUUGAGCAUUUAAAUAAAAAUUGCUUCACAAUUGCACAUGAUGAAAAGCACAAACAAACCUUAGAUUCUUGAUGUAGGACAUUACAUGAAGGAUUCAACAUGUUACCAAUUAUUGGUUGUGAUGUAUGAAUGUUAUCUUGAAUGUAUUAUUUCAAAUAAUUCUAAAUUUACUUACACAUUUACUGUAUAUUGCAUAAUACUUACUAGUAUCAUUGUUUUGUCUCUAUUAAAUUUAGCAGUUCAAUUUAGCAAAGUAUAUUCAUACAAAAAUGUAAAUCAAUUUCUUAUUACUACACAUUAAAGUCCCCAAAUGAAGCUGUGAGUCAUAUUGCGAAGAAGCCAUAAGUUUAAGGUCAUUAAUUUGGGGCAAUAAUGGUGCUAGCUAUAAUUGCUAGCAUUGAUAAUGGUGCUAGCUAUAAUUGCUGUUAUGUGCUAUAUUUAACUGUUGUGUUGUUAAUUGUUCAUAAAAUGAAAUUAAAUUUUUUUACAUAAUAAAAUUUCAAAAAAUC
This is a messenger RNA of Saccostrea echinata, 3263 nucleotides long. Its product is annotated as ion channel TACAN-like. The transcript is spliced from 12 exons. Bases 67 to 1143 code for a protein of 358 amino acids. Lineage: Eukaryota; Metazoa; Mollusca; Bivalvia; Ostreida; Ostreidae. Gene Ontology annotation, cellular component: membrane. The record is from RefSeq and is a predicted model, not a curated record.